Mauremys reevesii (Reeves's turtle) is the source of this 3624-nucleotide messenger RNA. RefSeq names its product aquaporin FA-CHIP-like. The record is from RefSeq and is a predicted model, not a curated record. Gene Ontology annotation, cellular component: plasma membrane. The coding region runs from base 1 to 954 and encodes 317 amino acids. The transcript has 4 exons. Gene Ontology annotation, molecular function: water channel activity. Lineage: Eukaryota; Metazoa; Chordata; Testudines; Geoemydidae. Gene Ontology annotation, biological process: transmembrane transport.
AUGGAGCUGCCCCGGGCGCCCUGCAGAGCUUGGGACGUUUGUCUCCUCAAAGCUUUGCUGGCUGAGUUUAUGGGCACCGGGAUCUUUCUCUUCACCGGCUUGGCCUCCAUCACUCCUUGGACUCAGCCUGCCGUUGACCCAGGGAAUCCAGGCAUCACUGCCCAGAGCCAGUCCUCCGGGGCUGGUUCUGAGCCGAGCGGUACCGUGUCCUCAGCCGUUGCUGCCACCCCCAGCCUGGGGGACGUGGGGACGCAGGCUUCUUGCAGCUUGGCCUCCCCCAACCCGCUCCACGUGUCGCUGGCCUUCGGGAGCUCGGGAGCUCUCAUGUCCUACUGUGCCUUGCCCCUGAGCGGCGGCCACCUGAACCCGGCGGUGACCGUCUCCAUGCUGGUGGCUGGGAAAGUGAGGCCAGCCUGGGCCGUGUGCUACAUUCUGGCACAGCUGCUCGGGGGCAUCGCCGCCUCGGCUGUCCUCUACGGGCUGACUCCAGAAUACGCCCGGGGGCAGAUGGGUGUCAACAAGCUGGCUCCGGGGGUCUCGCUCCCGCAAGCCCUCGGCAUAGAGGUGAUCAUCUCCUUCCAGCUGGUCCUCUGCAUCCUCGCCACGUCCGGGAGCAAGAGAGACCCUUCCAAGGGCGGGCACCUGGUCAUCGGGCUCUCUGUCAUGCUGGGGCACCUGGUUGCCAUCGGUUACACCGGAUGCAGCAUGAAUCCCGCCCGGUCACUGGGCCCCGCUUUGAUUACUUUUGAAUUUGCUAAUCACUGGGUUUUCUGGCUGGGCCCGCUUGGCGGGGGUCUGGCCGCGGCCGUUCUCAACGAGCUGGUGCUGGCCCCGACAGGCAGCGGUUUCCGCCAGUGGCUGACCAGGCUGCAGGAGGGACCAAAGGCUGAGCACAAGCUGCAAUCCAAGGCUGAGAGCAGCCCCCAAGAGAUGGGAUUGAGCGAGGCGCCCUGAGGAGCAAGGGCAGGGAUGUACCACGAACAAUGCAGUCUCGUGUCUGGGGACUGAUGGACCAUGGGAAGUGUCCAGGAUGCUCCCUGUCGCUGCCCCUGUGCUCAGAGCUGGGAUAUUUACUAGGUUUAGAUCACUGGGGGCAUAUUUCUUUUGUUGCCCUCUGAAACCCAGGGUGGAAAUGGUUUGAUUUUUUUCGUGCCCUUCCCAGUUUGCUGCCCAGAUUUCCCCCAAACCCAGCGAAUUUUCCCAGCUCUUGCUCUUACUGAACUGGGGGUGUGCACCCGUUACUUUGCUUUGCCAGUGAACAUGCUGCUAUCGCUCCUCCUGGGAAUCCCGACUUGCAUUGUGUCCAUUGCCAUAGUCGUGCUGAAAUACCCAGGACAUUUUUCAUACUGAAUAAUCAGUUUGGGUUUUUAGUGGGAAAAGAUGGAGGUGAAAUGGCCCAGUUUUCACGUGCCUGUCUGUGUGAAGGUCUUUCAGCCCUCCCCGGCAGUGCCAUUGCGUGUGAGACAUCAGCCAUAUGCCCCCUGCCCGCCCAGACUUAAUCAAGACACUGGAUUGAUGGCUCUUUGCAACCAUCUGUAACCCACUAUCCCUCCUUUGUCCUAUGACUGUGUAGGUGUUAACUCUGGCCUCUUGCACUCCCUUUGUGUUCCACCCUCGGCUCCUUCCCCAGACCCGAAGAAGAGCUCUGUGGCGCUCGAAAGCUUGUCCCGUCCACCAACAGAAGUCGGUCCAAUCAAAGAGAGCCCCUCCCCUGCCUUGUCUCCAGAACAGAAAGAGAAACCUGCCCCGGGGAAUGAAUGUCAAUUAAUGGAAGUGCUGCUAUUCAAAGGGCACUGUCAGGGUAGCUGGAAGCACCUGGGGUGUUAACCCCGUCCAUUGCUGGAAUGAACAGAAUUCAGAUCUAUAUGGGAUUGUGCCAGCUGCUGUUGGCUUUGCACACCUGCCUGCUCACACCUAUGCACAGCACUCACCCACAUGCACGACAAACAAAAACAAACAACCCCCUUCCCCCACAAGCUAACCAAGCCAUCUCCCCUCCAGGCAGGGAAGCAAGGAGUGCGAGAUGGGUCUUGCUGUCGGGGAGGAGAUCUGACACUACAAUGAUGGGCUCUGGCAUGACCCUGGAUGCUUUUUACACUCACUCUGCAGUAAGUGCAGGGCUUCGCAGGGGUUGAUUUUAAAGUUAAUUCAGGAAAAGAGUCUUUGAAACAAGGCUGCAACCCCCUACUCAGAGCCUGCAGUGGCCUAGAAAUGACCCCGCUAGACCCCGAUCUUUCCCUACCUGGCCCCUUGUGCAGUGACUCCUGCAUGAAGCAAGGAUGCAAUCUUCGCUCUGUCUCCCCCAGCCAAGGGUUGACAGUCCCCAGAAGCUUUUCCCUGCCUCCGGAAGCUGGGAGAAGGGGACACUGCCUUGUCCUCCGGAGCCAGCGUCCCCUUCCUCAUCUACCUCUCCCAGCCAUGGGACGGGCAGGGGUCCUUCAACCCGUUCUAGGCUGCUGGGGUGUGACGUGCUACCCAAUCGAUCUCCCGGCCUGUGAACCUGGCACUUUCCAGCAGCACUGAAUACACUAAAAACUCAAAGGGAAAAUCCUGUGGAGAAAGGAAUUAGCGAGAUGCUCGGUUCCAUCCGCCUAGGCAGUGCCUCUCUGCUCCAGAGGGGCAGCUCUUCACACCCCUUCAACCAGCAUUAAUUAACCCUUGCAGUCCCCCGUUACAGAAAGGGGUUAUUAGCCCCUUUUGAUAGACUGGGGAAACUGCAGUGCAGAGUGUGUAAGGCACAGAUCUUCCAAGGGACUGAAGUGUCUAAUUCUGAUUGAAAUCAGUGGGAGCUAGGCCUAAAUGAAUCCCCACUCCCACCCCCAAUAUUCAGAGCUAGAGGCGCAAACAGAUCCCAGGACUUCUUAUGUCCAGACCUCUGGUCUAAUCACUAGACACUAAACUCGGCAGGCCUGCAAUGGGCUCCACCUAUUUUUCACCACCCUGGUUGCACAAAGGCAGAUCUAAUCAUGUCACAUGAUGGCAUCUUCUCAUAAAACUGUCCCCAUACAUUACAGCCCUGAACAGCUCAGGGGCUAGGGACUGCAGGGCUUCUUUAAAUAAAACCCUGUCUCAUUAGCUGCCUCUCCCAGGAGUGCAUUGAAAUGACUCCCCGCUGAUUGAAAUAAACGACGGUAGCCAAGUGCAGCUGCAACAAGCUAAUCAAUACAGCGUAACGUGGGAAAUGGAAUCGUCUACCCUAGCGUCACUCGCUAUGUUUGGCUGGAAUGAACUGGCCUUGUGGAUCUACUGGCGUUUGAAUUGGUUAAAUCUUUUCCCCCACACAUGCACAGGCUCUUAAAAUGCAAGGACGGGAAUGAGACUGAGUUAUAAAGGUUCUGUCACUUCUAGGGCACCGGGUUGAGUGGCGAUGCUACCUGAAGGCUGUUGGGUUUCCAUAGGUGACAUGAGUUUGGGGGACCCUCAGUCCAGCUCUGAGCAGACAAGGUGAACGACUCCAGAACGGGCACCACAUCUGGUGCUAACUGGUAGUAGAGAGACUGACACCCAGAUCUCCAAACGUGUUUAGGUACCUAACUCCCUUUGACUUCAGUGGGAGUUAGGAGCCUAAAUUAGACCUGAGCAAAUAAUUGAGCUAACCCCGUCUGGAGUUGGUUCUCCCUGGCA